Messenger RNA from Parnassius mnemosyne (clouded apollo), 372 nucleotides. The record is from the annotation of a GenBank genome assembly. Lineage: Eukaryota; Metazoa; Arthropoda; Insecta; Lepidoptera; Papilionidae.
AUGGUUAUCCCUAAAGCUAAAGUACCAGAUGUUCUAAAGCUGUACCAUAAUGGUUGUUCAGGAGGCCAUGUGAGAGUUAAACAAACUCUACUGAAGAUCCGAGAACGGUUUUACUGGGUCCACUGUCGUAACUAUGUCGAGGACUGGUGUUGCAAAUGUACAAAUUGUGCGGCUGUAAAGGGAUCUCAGAUUCUUAGUAGAGGUGCACUGAAAUUGUACAAUGUUGGUGCAGCAUGGGAGAGGUUAGCCCUUGACGUUACGGGGCCGUUUCUGAAAAGUGAAUGUGGUAACAAGUAUUUUAUGGUUGUGAUGGAUUACUUCACUAAGUGGCCAGAAGUGUUCGCCAUUACAAAUCAGUUGCAAAUAAACUAG